AUGGACCCCCUGUUAAAGCGGCGCGGCUUUGCUACUCUUCUUGUAGAAGCAUCUAAGGUGGCCAAUAAACUCACAAAUAUUGAAUUUGCACCCGACAUUAUUAGCAGAUCUUGCAGGUGGAAGGAAGCUAAAUAUGCCGCUACAAGCUUAUGCGUUUCACCUCGUGCUGAUCGUAUCAAAGUAUUAUACAAUGGUCUGCCAAGACCAAAAAUGGAACUGAGCAUGGCAAAGGGGAUAUCAACGCCCUUUGAUUGCGCAAAGCACCUGUCCCAGUUGCUUUGUGAUAGAAGUGUAAUAGCUCUCGUAAAUGGUUCUCCCUAUGAUAUGCAUCGGCCCAUUAAUGAUGACGUGACGCUUGAUUUUAUACAUUUUAAGGCAAAGGCAAAUCGUGCUUUUUGGCGCUCAUGUCAGGUGGUAAUGGCUGCUGCUGUCGAGUCAGCAUUUAAGGACAAGUUUCGCAUGCGGUUGCUCUCCUUUCACGAGACCUCCCUCCAAUCGGGCAGUUUUGUCGCCGACUUCCGAAUGGAGUUGAACUCAAAGAGUGCUUUGGAAGGUAUAGUUAACUGGAGUCCAACAGAAUGCGAGUUGCGCGCCUUGUCUCAGGUCGGUCAAAUCAUUGCGUCCAACGCGAAACCCUUCGAGGUCCUAGAUACUAGUCCAGAGGAGACUCGAAACAUCCUGCAAGACGCCUACAGGCUAGCAUGUUUACGUAAAGAGGCUGGUUCAACAUCCUCUACUCUAUAUCGCGUUGGAAAUUACGUUCAGGUUCACACGAAGACGCCCAUGAUCGCUAACUCCUCCCUGGUUGGACGAUUUUCGAUAGUAUCACUGCGGCUCCUAGGCCGUCUUGCAGCAGAGUACGUAAAGCCGAACGACUCUCCCUACCAACUCGUCUACCGAGCUCAGGGAGUUGCCAUGCCGACAGCUUUUCUGGCCCACUUCACUACCUUCGACGUUCUUAUCCGACGAGCCAAGCAGCCAAACAGCACAGUUGCUGAUGCGUCCAACUACGUGGAGCCUCUGUGA
This is a messenger RNA of Echinococcus granulosus, 1026 nucleotides long. Its product is annotated as 39S ribosomal protein L39. NCBI's taxonomy places the organism in Eukaryota, Metazoa, Platyhelminthes, Cestoda, Cyclophyllidea, Taeniidae. Gene Ontology annotation, cellular component: mitochondrion. Gene Ontology annotation, biological process: threonyl-tRNA aminoacylation. The record is from RefSeq and is a predicted model, not a curated record. The transcript is spliced from 3 exons. Gene Ontology annotation, molecular function: nucleotide binding; threonine-tRNA ligase activity. Bases 1 to 1026 code for a protein of 341 amino acids.